CACAAACCUAAUUCUCACAUCACUUGGUAGUAGCAAUACCGCAAAAACCCUAGCCAGUGCUUCAUCCUCUUCCCCUCACCCUCGCCGCAAUGGCCUCCGCAGCUGCUCGUCCUCUUGUCACCGUUCAAUCUCUCGAAGGAGACAUUGCUACCGAUGCCUCAACAACCCUCCCAAUUCCCGAUGUCUUCCGUGCUUCCAUCCGUCCCGAUAUCGUCAACUUCGUCCAUUCCAACAUCUCCAAAAACAGCCGUCAACCUUACGCCGUCAGCCGCAGUGCAGGUCAUCAAACCUCCGCUGAAUCAUGGGGAACCGGUCGUGCCGUUUCUCGUAUCCCUCGUGUUCCCGGUGGUGGUACUCACCGUGCCGGACAGGGAGCCUUCGGAAACAUGUGUCGCGGCGGAAGAAUGUUCGCUCCAACCAAGAUCUGGCGCCGCUGGCACCGUAAGAUCAACGUUAACCAAAAACGUUAUGCUGUCGUAUCCGCCAUCGCCGCCUCUGCCAUCCCCUCACUCGUCCUUGCCCGUGGUCACCGGAUCGAGACUGUCCCUGAGCUUCCACUCGUCGUCGGUGAUUUCCCCGAAGGAGUUGAGAAAACAAAGGAAGCUAUCAAAGUUCUGAAGCAGAUCGGAGCUUAUGCCGAUGCCGAGAAGGCAAAGGACAGCCACGGCAUUCGUCCCGGAAAGGGAAAAAUGCGCAACCGUCGCUAUAUCUCUCGCAAGGGUCCUCUCAUUGUUUACGGCACCGAAGGAGCUAAAGCUGUGAAAGCUUUCAGGAACAUUCCUGGUGUUGAAAUCACUAAUGUUGAAAGGUUGAAUGUUUUGAAGCUUGCACCUGGUGGACACUUGGGUAGGUUUGUUGUUUGGACAAAAUCUGCAUUUGAGAAAUUGGAUUCCAUUUAUGGGUCAUUUGACAAGACUUCUGAUAAGAAGAAAGGGUAUGUUCUACCUAGGGCUAAGAUGGUGAACUCUGAUUUGACUAGAAUUAUUAAUUCUGAUGAAGUUCAAUCUGUUGUGAGGCCUAUUAAGAAGGAUGUUAAGCGUGCUACUCUUAAGAAGAAUCCUCUUAAGAAUCUUAAUGUUAUGCUCAGGCUUAACCCUUAUGCUAAGACUGCUAAGAGGAUGGCUCUUCUUGCUGAAGCUGAACGUGUUAAGGCUAAGAAGGAGAAGCUUGACAAGAAGAGGAAGACUGUCUCUAAGGAGCAAGCUUCUGUCAUCAAGGCUGCUGGAAAAGCAUGGUAUAACACCAUGGUCUCCGAUUCUGAUUAUACCGAAUUUGACAACUUCACUAAGUGGUUGGGGGUUUCACAGUGAAGUCCAUUUUUAUGUUUGCAAUAGUUUUUUGUUCUGUAUGGUUAUCUGAACUAAUUAAUUUUGGUUAUUUGUUGUUUUGCGUAUUAAGGUUAUUACACAUUAUGCAGACAGUUUGGAAAUUUUGUUUGUCUUGUUUUAGUGCAAACUGUUUGUUGCAACUAAUAAUCUAGCUUUUCUACAUUUUUUCUUUAAUCUUU
Cicer arietinum (chickpea) is the source of this 1507-nucleotide messenger RNA. RefSeq names its product large ribosomal subunit protein uL4. Gene Ontology annotation, cellular component: ribosome. NCBI's taxonomy places the organism in Eukaryota, Viridiplantae, Streptophyta, Magnoliopsida, Fabales, Fabaceae. Gene Ontology annotation, biological process: translation. The record is from RefSeq and is a predicted model, not a curated record. Gene Ontology annotation, molecular function: structural constituent of ribosome.